This is a messenger RNA of Eufriesea mexicana, 4925 nucleotides long. RefSeq names its product ATPase phospholipid transporting 8B (gene ATP8B). The record is from RefSeq and is a predicted model, not a curated record. Gene Ontology annotation, molecular function: magnesium ion binding; ATP hydrolysis activity; ATPase-coupled intramembrane lipid carrier activity. The transcript has 15 exons. The coding region runs from base 1053 to 4859 and encodes 1268 amino acids. Gene Ontology annotation, biological process: Golgi organization; phospholipid translocation. Lineage: Eukaryota; Metazoa; Arthropoda; Insecta; Hymenoptera; Apidae. Gene Ontology annotation, cellular component: trans-Golgi network; plasma membrane.
AGUAGUAUAAUAUUCUUCAAGUGUCUUUGCUCGAACGAUAUCUUCGUACCGACUGGGCACGAUUUCCGUGAUCGUCGAUAAAUUCAUAAGCUGAAAAUCGUAAUCGUAAUCGUAAACGUACAUACAUAACCUCUUCCUUUUUUUGAUGACAAAACGUGGGAACGUCAAAUGAGAUUUCUACUAUGCGAAGACAUGACUUCUGGUACUCUUCAAGCGUGUGUUUACAAAGUUCAGUGUGGGAGGGGGUAAGUGAGACUUGGCGACGAGCAGGAAGGGUGUUCUCGGACACCAAAAGCUGGGGCACCCUGACGAGGAGGUCCUGGAGGAGGAGGUGGGUCAUAGGAGAGAGGAAAGAAAGGAGGUGACCAUCCACCCCACAUGGACGCCACCCCCAAAGGACCCCCCGUACCCCCCACACCGGAUAUCCUGUCACCAUUAUUUAGCCGCAGAAUAUCCGACCUGAACGUAAGGGCACCGUUUUUUGUCCUGCAUCGUCCUCAACGUUCUCGUCGAAUAUCGAGACAUCCGUCACUUGAUGCUUGUCGUACGACGGAAGCGACCGCCUACGCGUCAUCUUUAUCUUACACGUGCCUCAAUUUCUCUCGUCUUUUUCGCCGUAAAUUGGAACAAUUGCCGAAUCUCUAUUUCCACAUCCUCGAUAACAAUAAUCAACCUGUUUAUUUAAAGUUGAAUAUCCCGGCGAAGGACAGACGAGUAUCAAUCCUAAAAUCGAAAAAUCAUUAUCGUUCCUGGGGUCCAUGGGCAAGGACAAUCAUUUCGAGAACGACGGCUUCAGGAACGAGAACCAAUGUAACAGCAUUCGCAACGAUAUUACUCUCGUUAAACAGAGAUAGGAGGUCAUUUUUUACCCUCGUUUUUACACCACGGCGAUCGUGCCAUAAGUUUGAUGCAUUUUUUACAAUACCAGUCGCGAAGCGUCUUCGAGCCGAGAAAGUACUUUUAACAGGCGUUACCUUUCGUGCGAAACAUAUCUACGGACUCCGUCCAAAAGCGCCUAACUCCGAACUGCAGCCUAACAGACCACGCAAACAAUGUCGCGCAGUGCUGCCACGCGUCCUAUGCAAGAAACGGAGAGGAGAAUUCGCGCCAAUAAUCGCGAGUUCAACUCACAGUUUAAUUAUGCGAACAACUACAUCAAGACGUCCAAGUAUUCGGUUCUGACGUUCCUACCGUUAAAUUUGUUCGAGCAAUUUCAGCGGCUCGCUAACUUUUACUUCCUAUGUCUGCUGGUGCUUCAGAUGAUCCCCGCUAUCUCCUCCUUGACCCCCAUCACUACAGCCAUACCCCUUAUAGGGGUGCUCAUGCUCACUGCCGUCAAAGAUGCCUACGAUGAUUUUCAACGGCACAACAGUGACUCGCAAGUGAACAAUCGAAAAUCUCAAACGUUGCGAGGCACUAGUCUCCGAGAGGAGAAAUGGUCGCAAGUGCAAGUAGGUGAUGUAAUUAGAAUGGAAAAUGAUCAAUUCGUUGCAGCCGACGUGCUUCUUUUAUCUACUAGUGAGCCAAAUGGUCUUUGUUAUAUUGAAACCGCAGAAUUAGAUGGGGAAACGAAUUUGAAGUGUCGGCAGUGUUUAGCUGAAACUGCCGAAAUGAUGGAUAAUCACGAAUUGAUUGGUCAAUUUGAUGGAGAAAUUGUUUGCGAAACUCCUAAUAAUUUGUUAAAUAAAUUUGAUGGUACUCUUACGUGGAAAGGACGAAAAUAUCCAUUGGACAACGACAAAAUUAUAUUACGAGGUUGCGUGCUCCGAAACACGCAAUGGUGCUAUGGUGUGGUCAUCUUUGCAGGCAAGGAUACCAAAUUGAUGCAAAACUCAGGGAAGACCAAAUUUAAGAGGACUUCUAUAGAUAGACUGCUGAAUCUUCUCAUCAUCGGGAUAGUGUUCUUUUUACUUUCUAUGUGUUUGUUCUGUAUGAUUGGCUGUGGUAUUUGGGAGAGUCUUGUCGGUCGUUAUUUUCAAGUGUAUCUACCUUGGGACUCGUUGGUGCCUAGCGAGCCUAUGGGAGGUGCUACAGUGAUCGCUCUACUUGUGUUCUUUUCUUAUGCUAUCGUAUUGAACACAGUGGUCCCAAUCAGUUUAUACGUGAGUGUAGAAGUUAUCAGAUUCGUUCAAUCGUUUUUGAUCAACUGGGAUGAAGAGAUGUACCAUGCGCCUACGAACACACACGCUAAAGCAAGGACUACUACAUUAAAUGAAGAGUUGGGACAAAUAGAAUAUAUAUUUUCCGACAAAACCGGAACAUUGACACAGAAUAUCAUGACUUUUAAUAAGUGUUCUGUGGCAGGAAAAUCUUACGGGGAUGUUAUCGACGAAGUUACCGGCGAAGUCGUCGAUUUAAGUGAGACGGACAAAGCUGCCCGAACACCUACGAUGCGAUGGAAAAAUGGACAAGAAUUUGUUCAAGUUUAUACAUCUAUAACUGGUCCAAACGUACGUCUACUGGAACAGGUGGAUAGGAUAUCCAAUAUAAUUGGAGAGCCAGGCACCAAUGGCAGUCCGAUGGUUCCACAUAAACUUUCUACUACACCACCACUGGAUUUCUCAUUCAACAAGGAUUAUGAGCCGGAAUUCAAGUUUUAUGAUUCUGCAUUGCUCGAAGCUGUAAGAAGGAAUAAUGAAGAUGUUCAUAGUUUCUUUCGAUUGUUGGCACUUUGUCAUACUGUUAUGCCGGAAGAAAAAAACGGCAAAUUGGAGUAUCAAGCACAAUCACCAGAUGAGGCAGCCCUUGUAUCCGCAGCUAGAAAUUUUGGUUUCGUAUUCAAAGAAAGGUCUCCAAAUAGUAUAACAAUCGAAGUUAUGGGGAAACGUGAAAUAUAUGAGUUACUUUGCAUUUUGGACUUUAAUAAUGUUAGGAAGAGAAUGUCAGUAAUUUUGAGGAAGGAUGGGCACCUUAGGUUAUAUUGUAAAGGAGCGGAUAACGUUAUUUAUGAACGGUUAAAAAAGGGAAGUGAAGAUAUCAUGACGAAAACAUUGGAUCAUCUUAAUAAAUUCGCGGGUGAAGGUUUAAGGACAUUGUGCCUUUCAGUCAGAGAUUUAGAUGAACAAUUUUUCAAUGACUGGAAGCAACGUCAUCAAGAAGCUGCCAUGAGUCAAGAAAAUAGGGAUGAUAAAUUGGAUGCAAUUUAUGAAGAAAUAGAAAAAGAUAUGACAUUAUUAGGCGCUACUGCUAUUGAAGAUAAAUUGCAAGAUGGUGUACCUCAGACUAUUGCUAAUUUAGCUCUGGCUGGUAUCAAGAUUUGGGUAUUAACUGGUGACAAACAAGAAACAGCUAUCAAUAUUGGCUAUUCCUGCCAAUUGCUGACAGAUGAUCUUACAGAUGUUUUUAUAGUAGAUUCCACUACUUAUGAUGGUGUUGAAAAUCAGUUAUCGCGAUACCUGGAAACCAUUAAAACAACCUCUGGUCAUCAAAAUCGGCCAACUCUCUCCGUUGUCACAUUCAGGUGGGACAAGGAAAGCAGUGAUACUGAAUACAAUCCUAGCAGAGAUGAACAAGAUGAACAUGAAAUGGAACAAGCAACGGGAUUUGCGGUAGUUAUUAAUGGACAUUCCUUAGUUCAUGCAUUACAUCCACAACUCGAGCAACUUUUUCUUGAAGUAUCAAGCCGAUGUAAAGCUGUAAUAUGCUGUCGCGUGACUCCUUUACAGAAAGCAAUGGUAGUCGAAUUGAUAAAGAAAAAUAAAAAUGCUGUAACUUUGGCAAUUGGUGAUGGGGCUAAUGAUGUUUCAAUGAUAAAAACAGCUCAUAUAGGCGUUGGUAUCAGCGGGCAAGAGGGAUUGCAAGCUGUUCUAGCAUCUGAUUAUUCGAUAGGACAAUUUAGAUUUUUGGAAAGAUUACUUCUUGUUCAUGGCAGAUGGUCAUAUUAUAGAAUGAGUAAAUUUCUUAGAUAUUUUUUUUACAAGAAUUUUGCGUUUACAUUAUGCCACAUUUGGUUUGCCUUUUUCUGUGGAUUUAGCGCACAGACGGUAUUUGAUCCUAUGUAUAUUUCUGUGUAUAAUCUCUUUUAUACGUCAUUACCCGUAAUGGCAGUUGGUAUAUUUGAUCAAGAUGUUAAUGAUAAACAUAGUUUAAUGUACCCAAAACUUUAUGCACCCGGAUUACAAAAUUUACUUUUUAAUAAGAAGGAAUUUUGCUGGAGUGCCAUACAUGGGUUUUUUGCUAGUUGUGUAUUAUUUUUAGUUCCAUAUGGAACAUAUAAGGAUGGAGUAUCACCAAAGGGCCAUGUACUUUCUGAUCAUAUGUUACUGGGAAGUGUUGUUGCAACUAUAUUAGUCAUAGUUGUGACUGUCCAAAUAGCCCUUGAUACAUCAUAUUGGACGAUUGUUAAUCAUAUUAUGGUUUGGGGCUCGCUCAUUUGGUAUUUUGUUUUAGAUUAUUUCUAUAACUUUGUCAUAGGUGGUAGUUAUGUUGGCAGUCUUACAAUGGCAAUGUCUGAAGCAACGUUUUGGUUCACGGCAGUCAUUUCGUGUAUCAUAUUAGUAAUACCUGUACUAUCGUGGAGAUUCUUCUUCAUAGAUGUUAGGCCAACAUUGUCUGACAGAGUUAGACUUAAACAAAGGUUGGCACAACUUCGCUCUCGCCAAAGUCAAGACAUACUUCGUACACCGUCUACGAGACGGACACGAAGAUCACUUCGUUCAGGAUACGCUUUCGCACAUCAAGAAGGUUUUGGUAAACUUAUUACAUCUGGCAAAAUUAUGCGAAAAUUACCGAAUGGUGCAGAUUUUAAAUUUGCAAUGCCAUUUACGAACAAUACCAGCAAACAAGUUAGUGUUGCCACUACGUCACCAAAGGACAAUGCAUCAAAAAAUUCGCACACAUUGGAUACUAUUAAUUUAUAAUUUGGACAUUGUAUUGUAAGUCUUUCCACUAUCUAUUAAACUUGAGAUGAAUGAUUUGCAAAAUUG